AUGGAACCAGAAUAUCCAUUGAUAGAUUAUGUUUCAAAACUAUUUCCAAAGAAACAAAAACCAGAAAAAACAACAUUUAGAAAACCAAUAUCAUUAUUAAAAAGAGAACAAAAAGUAAAAGAAAAAGUAAAAGAAAGUAAACAACAACAACAACAUCAACUUGGUGAAAGAAAACAAGAAGAAAGAAAAGGAAAAGGAAAAGGUCAACAACAACAACAACAAAAAUUAAAAGUACCACUACCAUCACAACUUUUAGAGGGAUUGGAGGAUAAUGAAGAGAUUCCAAAUUUUCAAGAAACUCAUAACCUACUUGCUAGUCGUUUAAAAUCAACUAGACAACAACAAAAAGAAUCAAAUUCCUUUAUUGUUGAAUCAAGGGAUCAUUUUGAAAAAAAGAAAAAACAAAAUAAUAAUCAAAAUAAUAAUAAUAGAAGAAAUAAUAAUAAUAAUAAUAAUAAUAAUAAUAAUAGUAGUAGGAAAAAUAGUAGUAAAUCAGUUUCAAAGGAAGUUAUUGAUUUUGAUAGAAUUUUAAAAAAUAAUUAUUCUACUUUUAAUAAUAAUACUAGUAGUAGUAGUAGAAGUAACCCUAACCUUGGCUAUUAUAUAGGAACUAAUUUAAAUCAUUUUUCAACUAUAAACUAUUUAAGGAAUUUAACAAAGUUAUUUAAAUAUAAUAGUAGUAGUAAUAAUAAUAGUAGGAGAAGUAGAAGUAGAAGCAGUAGUGGUCUUCGUUAUCCUCGUAGUUCUGGUCGUCAAAGUUCAAAACCUUCGGACCGUUUAAACGAGUUGUUACUUUGUUUACAUUUACAAUGCAAGACAUUCAAGAAUCAAUGUAUAGAUGGUGUACAUGUCUUUGCGUUUAGGUCAAGACGAGGAAGAAUCAAGCAUGACAGUGACUACCACAGCAAGCCAUGCGAACGAAUAGAUCCCUCUAUCGAGUGUCCUGGAUGUGCUCGAUUUUCCGUUAAAGAAGGGAAGGCUUGUCCUCAUCAAGGCUGCAAAAGAACCUACCUCGGCACCAAACAUGUAAAUUGUCUUCAAUCACAUAGAGACUGUCCUAAAUCUUGCAAGAUUUGCAUUGAUUUAAAAUCACAUAGUGAAUACAAUAGUCUUAUAACUAGAAAUAGAACUAGAAGGAAUAAUAAUAAUAAUAAUAAUAAUAAUAAUAAUAAUAAUAAUAAUAAUAAUAAUAAUAAUAAUAAUAAUACUAAUAAUAAUAAAAGUAGUGAUAGUGAUGACAGUGACAGUAGUGGAGAUAGUGAAAGUGAAAGUGAUAGUGAUAGUGAUAGUGAUGAUAGCAGUAGUUAUAGUGAUAGUGAAGGUAGUAGUGAUGGUAGUGAUGUUAGUAGUGAUGAAAAAGCUACUACUACCACUACUACUACGACCGCUACUACUACUAAUAGUGAAAGUGAAAAGGAAUGUUAUCAUGGAUUACUACUCAAAAGAAAAUUGGUCACUAAACAACAACAAUCAUCAAUCAUGGAAACAAAGACAAAAAAGAUUAAAGAAGAUGAUGAUGAUGAUGAAGAUGAUCCAUCUUUAUCUUUAUUGAAAACAACAAUAACAAUACCAAAAUUGAAUUCAACACCACGAUUGGAAACUACUAAAAUGGAUUGUUGUAAUCCAGAUCACCAAAAACUUUGGGCUUACUCUCCUUUGGGAAUUCCUGUCAACAACAACAACAACAAUAGUACUAAUGGUUUAGAGACAGAUUCUCAGACAUCAACACAAUGUCACCAAUGUUUAAUUUGGAACAAAUAUCAUCAACCUCCAUUUACAAUGAAAGAAGUGUUUAGUGAUACUAACGUAGUAGACAACUUGGUUACAAUCGCUUCUUCGAAACAACAACUACCAUAUUCUUGGAAUCGAAUGGGUAGUACUAAAGCCGAUGGUAUCAACUUUACAAAGUACCAAUACAAUUGUAGUGUCACUGAUUGUGAAUGUAUCAAAUUGGUUCAACACUAUCCAAUCAAUCACGAUAACAAUCGUUAUAUUGAAUUGAUUAUCUAUCAAGGAGUUCAUAAUCAUCCCUCCAAUAAUAGCAAACCUCUUACUAUUAAAAUACCCUUGACUCCUACUCCACAACGUCCUCCUCCUCUUUCUCUCUUUUCAGCAUCGACAAGAACCUGUACAAACUUGGAUCACCAACAGAUUUGUAAUACAAAUCCAAUCGCUCUAUCAACUUUAUUAUUUAUUAAAAAUAAUACAAUUUGCAAACAAUGUAAACGAUUUAUUAAUGAUCAACAACAACCAACUACCGAAACUAUUCAAAUUAAUAAUAAUAAUAACAAUAUUAAUCAAAUUAAUAAUAUUGAUAUUAAUAUUAAUAAUAAUAAUAAUAAUCAUUCCCAUCCUCCUCCUCCUUCAACUACUUCAAUUAUAACUGAACCAAUCAUUGAUUAUAAUACAACAACACCAACAACAACAACAACAACAAAACAAAAUGGAUUAUCAUCAUUCAAAACCGACUCUGAACCUUUUAUUCAAAAUUUGGUUAGCAUGUUAUUAAAUGGAAUCAAAAAGGAAUAG
This is a messenger RNA of Cavenderia fasciculata, 2529 nucleotides long. Its product is annotated as prespore-specific protein. Lineage: Eukaryota; Evosea; Eumycetozoa; Acytosteliales; Cavenderiaceae. The transcript is spliced from 2 exons. The record is from RefSeq and is a predicted model, not a curated record. Gene Ontology annotation, biological process: regulation of DNA-templated transcription. Gene Ontology annotation, molecular function: DNA-binding transcription factor activity; sequence-specific DNA binding. The coding region runs from base 1 to 2529 and encodes 842 amino acids.